UGUGCCUUGCCAAAGAUCGUCCGCCAUUCUUGCGUCAUCUGAUUCGUGAAGGCAGUGACCUCCUGGCCUCCCUCCAUGGCGUCCCCGAUUCCAACAGCCGACACGAAACGCCACACCAUUAGUGAAACCAUGGCUCCGUUGGAGCUAGAGCCACGUCAUAGGAACCCACUACAGCAGCACCGUAAGUCUAUUCGCGUGUCCGUGUGCGAGAAAGGCGGCAGUAAGGCUAUCUGUUCUAUGUCGCUGUCGGACACGGCUCUGGCGGAGAGCAAGCUGCUAGCGGACUCGCUAUCGGACCACUGGAACGACCUCGUCGCCACGUCCAUCAGCUCCAGCAACGCCUCGCCGCAACUCGCCCCUCCGCAUUCGUCGGCGCCUGCCAAGACAUCAGCGAGUCCUGGCUCAGUCGCCGGCAGCGUGUCCAGCAGCGGCGGCACAGCGGCCGAGGAACCGCAUGUUCAGCUCAUGGUCAGUGAUUACGUCGCUGACGUCAGCUCAUACGAAGCCACGCUACGACUUUUAGACGGGAAAGACCCGAAGGCUGAGAUAACGUCGGUGAGCAAGGCUCUUAAGAUACUCCAGGUGGCCGCGGACCUGCAGUUCGACGACGGUAUUAACGCGUGCCUGCGGUACCUCGAGGCCGUGCCGUGGUCCACGGACGAGGAGGUCGAGGUAGUUAAUGUCCUCGCGCGCCUCGGCAUGGACCAAACUAAGGGCGGGCUGCGCGUCCUGGCGCGUCUCGGCCCGACGAGCGCCGAGGCGGUGUACAACGUUCUCAAGAAGCUCGUCUCUCAGGCCGUGGCGCGCGCCGACGCAGUGCCGCCCGCCGACCCGCAGUCCAAGGCCAUGUGGCGGGCAUCCGUGGAAAAGCUCUUCACCGGUGGGUCACUGCGCGCCGAGGUGCGGAAGCGCGUGUUGUUCGAGCAGCUGGACGAGUUGAUCGACCGCGUGCAGGCGUGCGUGGUGGAGGAGGCGGCCGGGGGAGGCGGCGUCAUGCACUUUGUGGACAUGGCGGCCGACGCAUCCAAGGAGCUGGCGGCGAAGUUCGCGGUGGAGAUGGACAACGUGGCGUGGCUGAUGGGCACGAUGGUGGACCGGCUAGGGUUCGCGGAGUACAUCAUCAAGUGGCUCAGCGAGGACCAGGGCUUCGUGCGCCACGUCGAGUACUUCACGCACAGAGAUAACCGCGCGGAAGCCGCCAUGUACGACCCCUUGCUGCCUAUCAUUCUGCGACUGCUGACCCUCAUGGUGGGCGGCCACGCCAUCAUCCCCACCAACACGCGCGCCGCGCUAGUGAAGCUAUGGCUGCCCGUGCUGACGACCAUUCCUCGGCUGCCCGCCGUGUUCUCGCGCGAGCGAGGGCGGCUGCUGGGCGAGAUGCUGGGGCAGGUGAUCCUGACGCUGCCGUCCGCGCAGCAGGAGGAGGUGAUGGACCUCUGGCUCUCGCACUGCGGCGGGCGCUACAACGCCUGGCUCGACAUGGCCGCCUUCCUGCAACAGUGGCUGGAACGAGCCGCAAGGAAGAUCAGGGACUGAGGGAGGGGGGACGCCAAGGCAGGCGACGCAUGCGGAAGGCCAGGAGCGGCUCGAAGGGCUGGUGGAUGGCAGGGGGGGGGGCGGGUGGCACUGGCAUGACCUCGGGCAUGCUGCAGCAGGCGCAGCCAUGGGCGCAGGUAGAGUGAGGUGGAGAACGAGGGUGAGCGCACAGGGGUACCAGCAAGGGGUGGGGCUGUUACAGUGACACAAGGACUAGAGAGCGAUGCUGCUUGUGUAUAUUGCUAGGUGCCGCUGACGAGGUUCAUACGGUAGAUAGUGUUGCUUGUUGAUAGGCUAUGUGCCCAUGUGCUUCUGUGCACAUGUGCUGCCCUAGCCUGGAAGCACGCACAUGCACAUGAUGAGCCAUAGCUGCAGCUGCAGGAGCAACCUCUGCUCUGCAGUGCGCAUGUGCUAGCUCGUGCUGAGUGCAAGGGAAGACACCCUUGCAGUGUUGGCCUGCAGCAUCAUGAGGUUGAUCUAGCAUGUAGUGUGUUUGUGCAUUUGUUUGUAUUGCCUUGUUUUGCUUCCUAGUUCUAGUUAGCGUUGCUUAUUGAACAUG
This is a messenger RNA of Closterium sp. NIES-67, 2095 nucleotides long. The record is from the annotation of a GenBank genome assembly. Lineage: Eukaryota; Viridiplantae; Streptophyta; Zygnematophyceae; Desmidiales; Closteriaceae.